Molecule: messenger RNA, 3661 nt
Organism: Hibiscus syriacus
Lineage: Eukaryota; Viridiplantae; Streptophyta; Magnoliopsida; Malvales; Malvaceae
Product: polyadenylation and cleavage factor homolog 4-like
Exons: 7
Coding region: 275-3280 (1001 amino acids)
Biological process (GO): termination of RNA polymerase II transcription
Cellular component (GO): cytoplasm; mRNA cleavage factor complex
Molecular function (GO): RNA polymerase II complex binding; mRNA binding
Source: RefSeq, a predicted model, not a curated record
UAUAGACAAUUAUUGGUUCUUUACUUUUAGAAAAUUAGAGUUUAGUUUUUCUUUCCUCUUUGUUGCUGUAUAUAAUUUAGUCUGAGGAUUUUAUGUUUUUCCCUCAUUGUACAUUCCGGCUCUUGAAUUUUUGUAAUUCUUGGACUUAUAUUUAUUAUUGUACUGGUUCAGUUUUUUUGUUUGCUGCUUUCAUUGAGAUGGAAUAACGAGUCCUUAUCGAUUUAGGGUUUUUGAUAUAUUUAUUUAUUUGUACUUUGUAUGUUAAUCAAUCAAUAUGGAAAAUCCGCGUAGGUCGUUUGAUAGAUCAAGAGGACCCGGUUUGAAAAAACCGCGUUUAAACGAAGACCUCGCUCUGAACCGUAAUGCCCGGCCUUUUCCUCAGCGGACCAAUCCGGCUGGUUCGGCAUCUGCUUUAAGAUUCCAGCCCAAUGGUUCCGACACGGAUGACAUGAGUCCUGGCGGUGGAGCUUACGAGCCACAGCCAGUGUCACAUCACCAACAACAGCAGCAACAUCAGGAGUUAGUUAGCCAGUACAAGACGGCGUUAGCUGAGCUGACUUUUAACUCGAAGCCAAUUAUAACUAACUUGACAAUAAUAGCCGGCGAGAAUGUCAACGCUGCCAAGGCGAUUACUGCUACCGUUUGCGCCAACAUUCUUGAGGUUCCCAGUGACCAAAAGCUGCCAUCACUCUAUCUUUUGGAUAGUAUUGUAAAGAAUAUUGGGAGAGAUUACAUUAAACAUUUUGCUUCCAGAUUGCCAGAGGUGUUCUGCAAAGCAUAUAGACAAGUUGAUCCUCCUGUGUGUCAGAGUAUGCGGCAUCUUUUUGGUACAUGGAAAGGGGUAUUCCCUCCUCCAACCCUGCAGGUGAUUGAGAAGGAACUUGGCUUUGCUCCCAUGAUAAAUGGUUCAUCUUCAGGAACGACAACAUCAAGAUCCGAUCCACUUUCACAGCGUCCACCACAUAGCAUUCAUGUAAAUCCAAAGUAUCUAGAUAGGCAUCGACUUCAACAGUCUAGCAGGGUAAAAGGUAUGGUCAAUGAUAUGACUGGGACUUUGGCCAACUCAAAGGAGGAUUAUGAGAGGCCGGAUAGAGCAGCCAUUACAACUGGACGGCCAUAUGGAGAUCCUUCUGUUAAAAUGAAUGCUAAUGGUGUGGGUGUUGGAAGAGCCAGUGUUACUGAGGCUAUUUCCAGCCAGAGGAAUGGUUUCAAUGUUAAACAUGGGUCUCAAAAUUACUCGGCAUCCAAAUCUGGGAAUGCUGAUCCUCGUUUAUUGGCAAGACAGAACAUUGCUGGUAGAAGCAGUAAAGCGAUGCUCAGCAGCUGGAAAAAUUCAGAGGAAGAAGAAUUUAUGUGGGAGAUGCACUCUAGGUUGUCUCAACAUGAUGCAGCCAACAUCUCUAAUAACUCGAGGAAAGAUCAUUGGACUCUUGAUGCUUCAGAAAAGUUGGAUUUGGAAAGACCGUUCCGCAAAGCACAAAGUAUUCAUGAUGUUGGGUCCAGGAUCGACAGAGAAACAUCUUCUGAUUCAUUAUUUACCGAGCAGAAGGAAAAAACUUCUUAUGGGCGUCAGAUCUCAUCUGCAUGGCCAUUGCAGGAGUCACAUAAAACAGAUGGUUUGCCUGCUUUUAGUUCCAGCCAUUCUGAAAGCUAUUCUGCCACUAUUGGUGGGUUGCCUUCUGCUACAAGUUCUUCUCUGGCCAGGAUUGAAAAGCGAACCCAAACAGGUUCAUCUCAUUUAGGACAGCAGCGUUUUCAGUCUGCAUCACCACCUGAACAGUCUCCUUUGUCCCAGCAUUCCUCUUUACCUUCAUUUUCUUCACGCCAUACUCAUCAACAGUUGCAGAAUUUUGUUGAGCCACAAACUCAUUCCCUACCUCCCUCUGAUCCAAAUAUAUCUAAGUUUUUAGGGAAGUUGGGUGUUGGAUCUCUUAAACACUCUCAUCAGGUUUCUUCUGCUUUGACCUCUCGAUCUAGCUACCCUUGUUCUCUUUCACAACCACCAAAACCAGACCUUGUGCAGGUUGAAUCUUCUGGUCAGACUCCGAAGCCGCUUCUGUCCCAGUUCUCCAAAGUAGGAGCAGCCUCAAUAUUUGGAAAUGCAUCAGAGACCAAUCCACUUGCUACCGGAACUUCAGAACCGUCAAGUACUAGUAGUCUAUUGGAUGCUGUAAUGAAGAGUGGCAUCCUCUCUAAUAAUUCCCUUAUUGGUAGCCUUCCAAAUAAAAUUCCUCAAGAUUUGGAGCAAGUGCCAUCACAGCCUGGUAUUUUCAAUUCGUCAGGUUCUGUGUUCCACAAUGCGAUAGCAACUACUACAAAUAGUUCUCGGGUAAAAGUAGAACAGCUACCACCUUCAUCUGUUGUUAAUAAUGCCCCAGUGCAAACUUCAGAUCCUGAAAGCAAGGCUUCAGUUCCUGUAUCCAACCUUUUGAGCUCAUUAGUAGCGAAAGGUUUAAUAUCUGCAUCAAAGGAUGCCAUGUCUGUCCCAUCUCUUCAAAUUCCUACUCAAAUGAAGAAGAGCCUGGAAAGGGAGGGGCCAUCUGAAUCACUGAACAAGAGCUUGGAAAUUUCUACCAGUAGCCCUUCACCAGCUUCUUCCAUUCCUAUUUCAUAUGAUGCUCCUCGCUCCUCCACCAUGGACGAGAUCUCAUUUGCCGAACCUGCUACAAAAUGUUCAGUUGCCUCACAUCAGUCUGCCUCCGUAGAAGAAGUGGAAAACCUCAUAGGUCUGGAAUUCAGACCUGAUGUAAUCAGAGAAUUUCAUUCAUCUGUGAUCAGUGGACUGUUGGAUAACCUUCCUUACUGUUGCAGCUUAUGUGGUCUUCGACUUAAGCUUCAGGAACGGCUCAAUAGACACUUAGAGUGGCACACCAUGAAAAAGGCUGAGCCAAAAGGCUCUGAUAUAGCACAUAGGGGAUGGUAUGCACAGUCAGAUGACUGGAUUGCUGGAAAGCCAGUGCAAUUAGUAUUUGAAUCCACUAAACCAAUGAACCAGUAUGAAAUGACAGCAGAUGAGGUUAUGGUUCCUGCAGAUGAAGAUCAAUAUGCAUGCCUGUUAUGUGGUGAGAUAUUCGAAGAUUUCUUUAGCCAGGACAGGGGUGAAUGGAUGUUUAAGGGAGCAGUAUACUUGACUAUCCUAUCACAGGAGGAUGGCCAGGGUGGAACUGCAUAUGAGAGUGGAGCCAAGGGUCCCAUUGUGCAUGCAAAUUGUAUGUCAGAGAGUUCAGUCCAUGACUUGGUUAUUAAAAUGGUAAAAGCUUCUAACUCUCAAUGUGUUUAGAACCAUCUUUAUGAACCUCUGUUUGCAUCUAUUUUCCCAAUGUUUUUGGUAACCUGAUCAUCAGCUGCGCAUCUUGUUAGGAAAAAGGAGAAUAAUGUGUUGAGGUGAAAAUCGAGCUACAGAUCUCACUUCCUUUUAGGAAAAGAGAAGAACAUAACCUGUUAAGGUGAAAAAUGGAGCCACCCUCUGCGGUGUUUUUCUCUAUAACUUGAUGAAGGAUGGAGGUUUAGUUUUUUCCUGAUAGCUUAAAGGUUUAAUGACCCUAUGCAAAUUUUGGUGUCCCCUGUGAAGGUGCUUAGAUUGUCUACUCAUUGUGCUGUUGCUGCCUCUUUUUCCGCCUUACUUUUCAAAGUAAUAUGAAUAUAGGGGGUAGCUUUUCCA